AUGAAAUUGGAGGGAUUCAUGAAGAGAAAAGCAGCCCGUGAAAAGAUGAUGGCCUCCGAGCCUGGUCUCAGCUUUGAUGUCGCCCGUCGGCUAGAUAGUCUGAAGCACAUGAGGGAUCAUUAUAUAGGAAAAACCAGCGAGGAAGAUAUAAACAGUUCUAUCAAUAUUAAGGCAUUGAUAGCGGCGAACCGAAGCCGCAAGAUUGACUGGUAUAAUGGAGAGAAGUUCACUAUUUGGGCAAAGGGAAAAUUAUUGCGUGGUCCAAUCGAAUUUAGUUCGGCCAAUUUGGGUGCGCUGUAUAGAGAGUACGAAGAUACUGAUGGUCUAUGGGACGCUUCUUCUGGACGCUCCUUUUUCGGAAAUGUUGAGACGAUUCCACCGGCAAUGGGUGCAGGUCGUGGCUUAACUCAACAUUACGUUACUUUUGCUUUGAAGGUUCCCGGGACUGGCGAUGAGCUUGCUUCGAUCGCGGAGUUCCGAGAUGAUACUGGAGCAGCGGCACCUGUGCCACCUAGCGAUGGUCAACGAUCAUGUAGCCUCAGUGGAGCGUGGUGGCGACAUAUGCUCUAUACUGCUACAGUUCCUGAUAAUCGUAAGCGAUUAUAUGCAGCACAAGAAAAAGGAGAGCUCUGUGAUGCGAUUCCUAGAGUGGAUUGGAUGAUAGCUCGAGCACCUACGGUACCUCCUACUCGCGAACCCUCCAUUGGGCUUGAGUCUGCGCCUGCGCCAGUAUAUCAGCAAAGCAGAGAAAAUUCCAGACCUCUUGAGCCUUGGAUGCCGGACGAUUACCAGCCAGGAAAUUUGCGACCGCCUACUUAUCUUCAGUACUUGGAGUGGCUGGAAGGUCACAAUAGGGACCUACCAGAAGGCGAGGAGCGACUGAUACCUACCUGGGACAAUUAUCAGCAACAUCGACUUAUUCAAGCGCACUGGACGACACAGAGAGAUGCAAGGAUGCAGCCACCAACAUGGGACCAGUAUGUAGCCUAUGUCCACCGCCAAAAUCUCGCGACAGAAGCAGAAACACCACUUGCCAUGCAACCCCGAUACAUGACCUCCGAUCUCCCUGGGUACUUUGAAUACAGGCUUGAUCAGAGGAAUUGGACCGCUGAAGCAGAGGGGAAUUCAGAUAACAAUGAAUGUCUUGUACAAUGA
Messenger RNA from Penicillium malachiteum, 1155 nucleotides. RefSeq lists its product as uncharacterized. NCBI's taxonomy places the organism in Eukaryota, Fungi, Ascomycota, Eurotiomycetes, Eurotiales, Aspergillaceae. The record is from RefSeq and is a predicted model, not a curated record. Bases 1 to 1155 code for a protein of 384 amino acids. The transcript has 4 exons.